Vombatus ursinus (common wombat) is the source of this 1780-nucleotide messenger RNA. It is a transcript of the gene NFATC2IP, whose product is annotated as nuclear factor of activated T cells 2 interacting protein. Lineage: Eukaryota; Metazoa; Chordata; Mammalia; Diprotodontia; Vombatidae. Gene Ontology annotation, molecular function: protein binding. The record is from RefSeq and is a predicted model, not a curated record. Gene Ontology annotation, biological process: positive regulation of transcription by RNA polymerase II; cytokine production. The transcript has 9 exons. The coding region runs from base 11 to 1303 and encodes 430 amino acids.
UGGAAAGGGAAUGAUUCGCUGGAGAAGCCCUAUUGCGAGACCGGGAAGAAGGCUAAAAGGAAAGAGUGGCAGCCGAGCCAAUCCUCGAGCUCAGAGCCUGUCGCGGAGGCGGGAAAAGAAGGUCGCGGAUGUAUUUGGAAUGAACUUCGACCAAUCUUCGUUCGCAAAGACAGUGGAGGAUUCUGCGGUGGUGGACCUGAUCAGCGACAGCGACAGCGACGGAGAGGCCGGCGCGAGCGGUGCCAGGGAUGGAGAGGGCCCGGCAUAUUCUAGAGGUGGAGGCCGCUGCCGUGACCGCGAUAGUGACAGCGACAGUGAGGAGGAAGGGGCCGGGGCGGCUGAGCGGCUGCGGCCCCCUGCCCCGCGGCGGCGGCGCCUUCUGCUGGGAGCAGGGGAGGCUCCCGUGGUCCCCGUAUAUUCGGGCAAGGUGAAGAGCAGUCUCCGCUUCUUCCCCAAGGAUCUUAGGCAGCCACUGUUCAUCGGAAGCCCUAGCGGGGAAGCUCUGGAUUUGGAUUCUGAUCAAUCCCUUUCUGAGACCGUCCUUUUGCCAGUUUAUUCUUCAGAAGUGAAUCAAAAAACCAAUGAUGAAGAAGAGAAGCAUUUUUUGGUCCAGGACAGUUCCUCUUCCCCUUCUCCCCCUCCCAGGCGACGUGGGCCUUGCAGGAAACCACCAAGAGCCUUUGGAAAGAUAAGGGAGGUGAAUAAGCGCUUGCAAGGUCUCCGAUCUUACCUGAGCCCCCUGUCACCCAAAGGCCAUGUUUCUGAGAACUCCGAAGAUGAAGUGAUCUUGGUGGAGGAGAACAAUGUUAGGGAGAGCCCCCGACUCUUAACUCUUAAAGUGAGGUGCCGGGCUGACCUUGUCAGAUUGCCUCUCAGCACGGCCGAGCCCUUGCAGGUCGUUGUGGAUCACAUGGCAUCUCGCCUAGGAGUGUCCCCUGCCCGAAUUCUUCUGCUGUUCCGAGAAGUAGAGCUUUCCCCAAGUGCCACCCUCAGCUCUCUAAAGAUUGGAGUGGCUGACAUCAUUGAUUGUGUGGUCCUGUCCAGUACUCCUGAGCCUUCAAAAGAGUCAGAAUCGGGUGAGGAACUUCGGCUCAGGGUUCAGGGGCAAGAGAAACACCAGGUUCUGGAGGUCACUGUGCCCCGGGGUGCUCCUCUUAAAACACUGAUGUCUCACUAUGCAGAGGCCAUGGGACUCAAAGGACAUAAGCUCUCUUUCUUUUUUGAUGGUGAGAAGCUUUCUGGCCAAGGGACCCCAGCAGAGUUAGGCAUGGAACAAGAGGACCUCAUUGAGGUUAGGGGUUGAAGUGUGAUGUUCUGCCUUCUGCCUCCUCCCCUGCCUUCAGACCGCGAGAUGUGAAGCUGGGGCUCCUCAAAAAUCUAAGGAGAAUGCCUGCCCUUCUCACCUUCCUUCUCUGUCUUCUUUCCCCUCUUCCGGUUGCCCUAAAGCUAGAUCUGAGAAAGACCUUCCCUUCCCCCCCUUUUCCCUUGUCCAAAUUUACCACUCACCCUUCUUUCAUGGGUGUCCUGGGGGUGAUGCUGCUGCUCUAGCAUUUUCCGUCAGUUUCUAUGAGUGCAUCCUAGUCCUCUUCUGCUAGCUGAAGGAUUUGGGUCCCAUUUACCCUGUAUAUAUGUAAAUGUGUCCUUUGAUCUCUGUCUCCUAACACUAAUUCUUUUGGAUUGGGUGUGAAGAUGUAUUGCAGACCCCUUAUUUCCAAAUAUCUUUCCAUGAGACCAGUCAUUUUUGUAACUGGAGUUAAAAUAAAAUGAAUGAUGUAGUUUG